Messenger RNA from Chaetomium globosum CBS 148.51, 339 nucleotides. RefSeq names its product mitochondrial 37S ribosomal protein MRPS16. The transcript has 3 exons. Gene Ontology annotation, biological process: mitochondrial translation. Gene Ontology annotation, cellular component: ribosome; mitochondrial small ribosomal subunit. The record is from RefSeq and is a predicted model, not a curated record. Bases 1 to 339 code for a protein of 112 amino acids. Gene Ontology annotation, molecular function: structural constituent of ribosome. NCBI's taxonomy places the organism in Eukaryota, Fungi, Ascomycota, Sordariomycetes, Sordariales, Chaetomiaceae.
AUGGUGGUCAAGAUCCGACUCGCGCGCUUCGGCCGCACCAACAAACCCUUCUACAACAUUGUCGUCGCUCAUGCACGCACCGCGCGCAACAGCCGGCCCCUCGAAGUCAUCGGCACCUACGACCCGAUCCCCAAGACAGACCUCUACGACGACUCGGGCGCGCUGCACAAGGACAUCAAGCUGGACAUGACACGGGCCAAGUACUGGAUCGGCGUGGGUGCCCAGCCGACCGACACCAUGUGGCGGCUCCUCUCCUUGGUUGGCAUCCUCCCGCCCAAGUACCGACCAGCCGCGAAACCGAGCCCCGGGGCACCGCAAGGGGAUAACAAGGCGGCGUGA